Messenger RNA from Cuscuta campestris, 868 nucleotides. The record is from the annotation of a GenBank genome assembly. Lineage: Eukaryota; Viridiplantae; Streptophyta; Magnoliopsida; Solanales; Convolvulaceae.
AGGGCAAAUUCUAAACAUUAUUAAGGGGGGAUUUCAAUAACUAGAACUGGAGGGGCGCAAAUAUUAGACAAAUGUGGUACAAGUGAUAUUAUCGAUAAGAAUUCGUCCGCCACAAAAACCCUCCCAUUUCCCCUCUUCACUCUACUUUUUACUUCUCCCUCCGUUCUUCUCGCAGCGGCUAGGGUUCUUAGACUUCUUACCCGACUUAGAUCCAAGAAAUUCAAGAUGAAUGUAGAAAAGCUACAAAAGAUGGCUGGUUCAGUCAGGACAGGUGGAAAGGGAACCAUGAGGAGAAAGAAGAAGGCAGUUCACAAGGCAAAUACAAAUGAUGACAAACGGCUUCAGAGCACGCUGAAGAGAAUAGGUGUGAAUGCCAUUCCUGCGAUUGAGGAGUUAAACAUUUUCAAGGAGGAUGCAGUAAUCCAGUUCCUUAAUCCCAAAGUUCAAGCCUCAAUUGCUGCAAAUACCUGGGUUGUCAGUGGUUCUCCUCAAACCAAAAAGUUGCAGGAUAUUCUUCCUCAAAUCAUUCACCAAUUGGGUCCUGAUAACUUGGAACACUUGAAGAAGUUGGCUGAACAGUUCCAGAACCAGGCAUCUGGUGCUGCUGCAGGUUUAGCCGAUGGUGCUGCUGUGGCACAAGAUGAUGAUGAUGAUGUCCCCCAACUUGUGCCUGGUGAAACUUUUGAAGCUGCUGCUGAGGAUCACAACUAAAACGUUUCUUAAAUUUUGUGCGAUCUUUGGGUUUUCAAAUCUUUCCAAAUCUGUGUUAUCCUUAGUUGGAUGCUCAAUGUGAUAUCUCUUGUGUCUUGUUAAACAUUUGUGCAUUUAUUAGUGUUUUACCCUUUUCCAAUACAGAGUUCUCCUAUGU